Molecule: messenger RNA, 966 nt
Organism: Aspergillus saccharolyticus JOP 1030-1
Lineage: Eukaryota; Fungi; Ascomycota; Eurotiomycetes; Eurotiales; Aspergillaceae
Exons: 4
Coding region: 68-571 (167 amino acids)
Source: RefSeq, a predicted model, not a curated record
UGGAGUCUGAUACUAUUACCAAAGAUAGAAGGGCAUCGUCGCUCCAGUUAUCCUGAAUAGCCGCAUAAUGCAGCGAGCUGGCAGAAUGCGCGACCUUUUGUGUUUUUGCCUCGUUUUUAUUGCCUGCGCAUCAAUCACAGUGGCUUCCUCUCCUGCAUCAUUCUGCAAGUGUACCUGUUUUUCCAAUAGCACUAUAAUCCCUCUUGACCCCGACAAACCCAAUUCCGUGUCUACACAAGGCGGUGUCUUUCACCUUCGAAGUCGCGACGAUGCCUCAACUUUAUUGACUGGGCGAGCAAAGAAUUACCGAUCUCUGAGUUGUAAUGACUGCAAUCGGAAGUUCUGUUUGGAUUAUGACUUGCCCACCUGCAAAGGAGCAAAGGAGGAGGAUGUCUUUACCACCUGUUUUCAACGAGACUCUAGAAAAGAUCAAGCCAUUGUGUUCAUAUUCAUCAUUGCAACGGGUAGUCUUCUGGCCUGGGCAAUUAUGAAACCUUGGGUAGGGAAGUGGUUGGAGAUUGCAAGAGAGCGAAGAUCAUAUUUACCUGUGUCGGGUAACGAAGGUCGCUAGCUGGCUCGGUGUCGCCCGCCUGCACCAGGUGAUCGGGCGUUUCACAUUGGGCGCCAAGCAUGUUACCAUAACAUCCUACAAGGUUCGCGCCAACCGGAUAGUCUCUCACUGUGACAUAGGAUAGCACACUACCUUGGGGAUCGCUACGCAAAGUCUUCUUGGCUGAUUGGCUGCGCUUUUGCUAUCUAAUUACCAUUCACAGAUGCUUCGACAGGAAGUCAAGUAGCAACGGCGCAAAAAUGGAGCCUUGGCGCUUCUGCCCUCUCGUAAGUAUACAGUCCACCUUAACUUUGUACCCUGAGUAGAAUGAAUCAGUGUCAAUCACUAAGCUGGCAUCGCCACCAGGCCUGGGCUUUUCUGGAGCUUACCAAAGCCACAUUACCAGGACGUUCGCG